CCUCUUCUCGGCCAGUCCGCGCGCCGGCGGAGGACAGCGAAGUUGGCGCGCGGCAGCCUCUGUCCCCGGAGAGCCAUUGCGGAGGGCAGUGCGCGCGCGCUCCCUCUUGGCCUCCCCCUUCAUCCUCUCAGUCGGAGGCGGCUUUGGAGAGACAAGGGGGCUCCCGCUGAGGGACAACAAAAAGACCCCGUUUUCCUGGGCCUUGCAGCGCACUCCCUUUCCCCCUCAGAGCCCGGGACGGUCCCACUUCGCCUCAGCGAUAGAGAGAGAGGCAACUGUGGUGCCGGCACAGGUUCCCUGGCUGCCCUUUGCGUUUGGAAUAUUUUCAACUUUCUCCUCCUGCUGAAGUGCCACUGUGAUUUGGAAGCCUUUCUCAGCAUGACAGGUUGCGCCACCGAACCGUCUCGGUCCUGCUUGUCUUCCAUUUGAAGCAAGCCUUUGCGAGACCAUGGGGGGCAACCUGGGCUGCCACCGCUCCAUCCCCAGGGACCCCUCGGACCUCUGCCACAGCCGCAAGUUCAGCGCGGCCUGCAACUUCAGCCACAUCCUGGUGAACCAGGAGCGGCUCAACAUCAACACGGCCACUGAGGAGGAGCUCAUGACGCUGCCCGGAGUCACCCGCACCGUGGCCCAGAGCAUCGUGGAGUACCGGGAGUACAUUGGGGGCUUCAAGAAAGUAGAGGACCUGGCCUUGGUGAGCGGCAUCGGGGCGGCCAAGCUGGAGCAGGUCAAGUUCGAGAUCUGCGUAAGCAGCAAAGGCAGCUCGGCCCAGCAUUCGCCCAGCUCUUUGAGGAAGGAUCAGAAUCCGGACCACCUGUCAGCUGCGAAGAUCAACAUCAACACGGCCACCCCGGCUCAGCUCAUGAGCAUCCGAGGCAUCACCGAGAAGAUCGCCCAUGGCAUCGUCGAGUACCGCAAGGAGCACGGGCCCUUCAAAAGCAUUGAGGACCUGGUCAAGAUGGACUGCAUCAACUCUUCGUUUCUGGACAGGAUCCGGCACCAGAUCUUUGCCGAGCGGUCCAGGCCGCCUUCAACGCACACCAACGGUGGCCUCAAUUUCGUGGUCAAGCCUCACCCGAGCCCCACCUCGCUCAGCUUGCAGAGUGAGGAUUUGGAUUUCCCUCCAGGAGGACCCACACAGAUCAUCUCCACGCGGCCCACGGUGGAAAUGUUUGGAGGGCUGAGAGACGGUAAGGCCGUCCUGAGAGUGGCCACAUGGAACCUGCAAAACUGCUCUGUGGAGAAAGCGAACAAUCCCGGUGUGCGGGAGGUUGUGUGCAUGACCCUGCUGGAGAACAGCAUCAAGCUUUUGGCCGUGCAAGAGUUGGUUGACAGAGAUGCACUGGAAAAGUUUUGCAUAGAAUUAAACCAGCCAACUCUGCCAAACAUCCGCAAAUGGAAAGGAUCCCGAGGAAGCUGGAAGUGUGUGGUUUCAGAGAACACCUCAAGCCAUCCACAGAAGAGUGUGGAAUAUUCUGGUUUCUUGUGGGACACAACUGCAGGGAUAGAGUUGAAGGACAUUGCCUCCCAGGAGAAUGCACAAACAAAUGGAAAUGGCCGGCACCCAUAUACUGAACCUUAUAUUGCACACUUCAAGGUUGGAAUGAAUGACCUAACCCUAGUGAAUCUUCAUCUGGUCCCACUACCCUCAGUGGGAGACAAUGCUGUAAAGAACCAUAAUAGCCACAAAUCAGCAGCAUUUGCACAUACUCUGCAGGAAACACUAAAAGGAGAAAAAGAUGUGAUCAUCUUAGGAGACUUUGGUCAAGCACCAGACUGUAGCGAACAUGAUGUGUUGAGGAAAGAAAAAUUCCAUCAUCUGGUUCCUGUCACUACAUUUACGAACAUCAGCACAAAGAACCCUCAGGGUUCUAAGUCUUUGGAUAACAUCUGGAUCAGCCGUAGUUUGAAAAAGGUUUUUACUGGUCACUGGGCAGUUGUAAGAGAAGGCCUUACAAAUCCCUGGAUCCCUGAUAACUGGUCAUGGGGUGGAGUAGCAUCAAGCCAUUGCCCAGUGUUAGCUGAAUUUUACACAGAGAAGGACUGGAGUAAGAAGGAUGCAACUCGAAAUGGAGUGAUAGUGGAAAAUAGCGAUUUGAACAUUAAACACGAACGAUGAUGAGAGAAAAUACAAACUUCCAUUCCCUUUCCCAGAAGGGAUAGUCAGAAGAUCGCUUUGCUCAAGGCCUGAUGAUGAACCAGAACUGCCUUUUUCUCAUUUAAAAAGAUCAGCUUAUGCUUUUAACACCGCCCCUUCCCGCCCUACCUCUGUACCCUUUUAUGGAUGUUUUAGGGUAUCCUAUACCCAUGAGUGAUUCAUGACUUUUUAUGGAGUCAUGGUCAACACAUCUAUGCUUGAAUACCUGGAUAACUUCAAAUAAAAUGCACUUUUUAAUACUGUA
Messenger RNA from Anolis carolinensis (green anole), 2402 nucleotides. RefSeq names its product endonuclease/exonuclease/phosphatase family domain containing 1 (gene eepd1). Gene Ontology annotation, biological process: DNA repair. Gene Ontology annotation, molecular function: DNA binding. The coding region runs from base 449 to 2119 and encodes 556 amino acids. Gene Ontology annotation, cellular component: plasma membrane. The transcript is spliced from 7 exons. The record is from RefSeq and is a predicted model, not a curated record. Lineage: Eukaryota; Metazoa; Chordata; Lepidosauria; Squamata; Anolidae.